Molecule: messenger RNA, 1170 nt
Organism: Tetrapisispora phaffii CBS 4417
Lineage: Eukaryota; Fungi; Ascomycota; Saccharomycetes; Saccharomycetales; Saccharomycetaceae
Gene: TOM40
Product: TOM complex pore protein TOM40
Exons: 1
Coding region: 1-1170 (389 amino acids)
Biological process (GO): protein import into mitochondrial matrix
Cellular component (GO): mitochondrial outer membrane translocase complex; mitochondrial outer membrane
Molecular function (GO): transmembrane protein transporter activity
Source: RefSeq, a predicted model, not a curated record
AUGAGCACUCCUGUAAACAUUACCGAUUACACCAAGAUCCCAACACAGGCUGGCGUUUCUCCAAUGACUUCCGAUCAAACUGAUGAGUCUUUUUGGUCUUCAAAUCCGAUCUCCAGUUUUUUCAUCGAUACUUACAGAAACGUACAUCAACAUAGAGAAUCUUUAUCGUUGUCGAAUCCUGGUAGUGUCGAGGAUCUAAAUAAAGAAGUGGCCAGAGACGUCUUUUUGAAUCAAUACGCUUUCACUGGGUUAAGAGCUGAUUUGAAUAAAGCUUUUUCUUUGAACCCUGCUUUCCAAACUUCUCAUACUUUUUCUAUUGGGUCAACCAAUUUACCUAGUUAUGCGUUCUCUGCUUUGUUUGCCAACGACGAUUUGUUUGUGCAAGGUAAUGUCGAUGCUGAUUUCUCCUUAUCAGGUAGAUUGAAUUAUGGUUGGAAUAAACAUAAUAUCUCAAAAGUGAAUUUGCAAAUCGCACAUGGUCAACCUACUAUGUGUCAGUUGGAACAAGAUAUUAAAGGUUCUGAUUUCUCAAUUAAUUUCAAGACUUUGAACCCAACUUUCCAACUUUUGAAUGCUAGUGAAAUUUUCACCGGUGUUGCUGUCGGUUCUCUAUUACAAAACGUCACUCCAAAUUUAGCAUUAGGUUUAGAAGUUCUAUACUCAAGAUCUCAAUCUGGUACCCCUGCUGAUUCAGGCGUUUCAUAUUUAACCCGUUACGUCUCCACCAACAAAAAUUGGAUUUUUUCGGGUCAAUUACAAGCUAAUGGUGCUGCCAUCGCCUCAUUUUGGAGAAAAGUCUCUCCAAAUGUCGAAGCUGGUAUCGAAACAACUUUACAAGCUGGUAUGAUUCCAAUCACUGACCCUGUAGUGGGUACCCCUGUCGGUAUUCAACCAACUAUCGAAGGUUCUACUACCGUUGGUGCAAAAUAUGAAUACAGACAAUCUGUCUAUCGUGGUACUAUCGACUCAAAUGGUAAAAUUGCUUGUUUCCUAGAGAAGAAAAUUUUACCAACCUUAUCAAUCUUAUUCUCUGGUGAAAUUGAUCACUUCAAACAAGAAAGUAAAUUAGGUUGUGGUUUGCAAUUCGAAACAGCUGGUAACCAAGAACUAUUAAUGAUGCAACAAGGUUUAGAUGCUGAUGGUAAUCCAUUACAGGCCCCACCUCAAUAA